UAUGAAAAGAGGUGGGCAGAACCCAAACAGCCCCGCUGGCCGGGCCGAGCAGCAGGGAGCAAACCAAAGGCUUUGCUUGGCUUAUCCAUCCACCCUCCCGUGAUUUUCCAGGGCUUUGGAAGCUGAAGCUCCUCCGCUCACAGUGGGAUGGGUCGGUUGCAAAAGGUUCUCAUUCCCUUUCUGGGAUUGGUUUUGGCCUUCUGGUUCUAUUCUGCGAGGGACACUUUCAAACCGGAGAUGCUGCGGGGGAAGCGGGUGAUCGUGACGGGAGCCAGCACGGGCAUCGGGGAGCAGAUGGCCUAUCACCUGGCACGGAUGGGAUCCCACAUCCUCGUCACGGCACGCACCGAGGCCAAGCUGCAGAACGUGGUGCGGCGGUGCCUGGAGCUGGGAGCAGCCUCGGCGCGGUUCGUCAGCGGCACCAUGGAGGACACGGCCUUCGCCCAGCACGUGGUGAGGGAGGCACAGACCUCCCUGGGAGGCCUUGACAUGCUGAUUCUUAACCACGUCGGUGCAUCCUACUUUGGCUUUUUCGAUGGGGACGUUGAGCACGUACGAAAGCUCCUGGAAAUCAACUUCCUCAGCUACGUGGCCAUGACCACGUCAGCCCUGCCCAUGCUGAAGGAGAGCGAGGGCAGCAUCGUGGUGGUUUCCUCCAUGGCAGGUAAAGUCGGGUUUCCCUUUACCGUCCCCUACUCUGCGACUAAGUUUGCCCUGGAUGGAUUUUUCAGCUCCCUGAGGCAGGAAUUCACCAUUCAGAGCAUUAACGUUUCCAUCACGCUCUGCAUCCUCGGCUUCAUCGACACCGAGCGCGCAGUGCGCGCCGCCGCCGAGGUGCUGCGGGAGCGGCCGGCUCCGCGGGACGAGUGCGCGCUGGAGAUCCUCAAGGGCGCAGCGCUGCGCCGGAGGGAGCUCUACUACCGCUACAGCUCCACGCGGCUGCCGCUGCUGCUGCGGGACUGCGCCGCCGAGCUCCUCGAUUACCUGGUGAGGAGCCGCUACCGCCUGCCCGCGCCCCCCGGCGCCCCCCGCCCGCCGCACUGA
Hirundo rustica (Barn swallow) is the source of this 1044-nucleotide messenger RNA. Its product is annotated as 11-beta-hydroxysteroid dehydrogenase 1-like. NCBI's taxonomy places the organism in Eukaryota, Metazoa, Chordata, Aves, Passeriformes, Hirundinidae. Gene Ontology annotation, cellular component: intracellular membrane-bounded organelle; endoplasmic reticulum membrane. Gene Ontology annotation, molecular function: 11-beta-hydroxysteroid dehydrogenase (NADP+) activity; steroid binding. Gene Ontology annotation, biological process: steroid catabolic process. The record is from RefSeq and is a predicted model, not a curated record. Bases 148 to 1044 code for a protein of 298 amino acids. The transcript has 7 exons.